Eutrema salsugineum is the source of this 1402-nucleotide messenger RNA. RefSeq names its product PHD finger protein ALFIN-LIKE 7. The record is from RefSeq and is a predicted model, not a curated record. NCBI's taxonomy places the organism in Eukaryota, Viridiplantae, Streptophyta, Magnoliopsida, Brassicales, Brassicaceae. Gene Ontology annotation, biological process: regulation of DNA-templated transcription. Gene Ontology annotation, cellular component: nucleus. Bases 344 to 1102 code for a protein of 252 amino acids. Gene Ontology annotation, molecular function: transcription cis-regulatory region binding; histone binding; transcription coregulator activity. The transcript is spliced from 5 exons.
UUUGUCGCCUUUCUUUUUCGUUUCUAGGGUUUUUUUUUCUUUCUUUUUUCUUCUUUAGCUCUGCUCUCUCCUCUUCACAAUUUCUUCUCUUCUUUCUCAAUUUUCCCAAUUAAGUUCCUCUGAAAGAUUAUAGAUUUGUUUCUUCUCCCCAAAAUACGGAAUUCAAAGUAAACAAUUUCCCCUUAAAAGGAUAGAAAGGAAAAAGCCGAUCUUGGCUUCCUUUCCCUUCUCUUGCAUCUCGACACUUGGACGCAUUCUUCCCGGAAUACCCAUCACCGGCGGCGUUUGUGAGGCUGAUUACUUCUCCGGCGUGAUUCUUCCGUGAAAGUCUUGGUUGCAGCAUAUGGAGGGAAUUCAGAAUCCUAUACCUCGCACUGUCGAAGAGGUGUUUAGCGACUUUAGGGGUCGUCGAGCUGGUCUCAUCAAGGCUCUCUCUACAGAUGUACAGAAGUUUUUCCAUCAGUGUGACCCUGAGAAGGAAAACUUGUGUCUUUAUGGACUUCCAAAUGAGACAUGGGAGGUUAAUCUUCCCGUUGAGGAGGUCCCUCCUGAGCUUCCUGAACCAGCUUUAGGCAUCAACUUUGCAAGGGACGGAAUGCCAGAGAAAGACUGGAUAUCUUUGGUUGCAGUUCACAGUGAUUCAUGGCUUAUCGCUGUUGCUUUUUACUUUGGUGCACGUUUCGGAUUUGGUAAGAAUGAGAGGAAGAGGCUCUUCCAGAUGAUAAAUGAUCUCCCAACCAUUUUCGAGGUUGUAACUGGCAAUGCAAAACCAGCCAAGGAUCAAUCUGCUAACCACAACAGUAGCAGAAGCAAAUCUAGCAGUGGCAAGCCUCGUCACUCCGAAUCUCACACUAAGGCUUCAAAGAUGUCCCCACCACCAAGAGAAGAAGAUGACAGCGGAGAUGAAGAGGAAGAUGACGAACAAGGUGCGGUUUGUGGCGCAUGUGGAGACAAUUACGGAGGAGAUGAGUUCUGGAUAUGUUGCGAUGCCUGUGAGAAAUGGUUCCAUGGAAAGUGCGUGAAGAUCACACCUGCUAAGGCUGAGCACAUCAAACAUUACAAGUGCCCGAGUUGCAGUACCAACAAGAAAAUCAAAGCUUGAAAGGUGAUGGCAUUAGGGACUGUGAAAAAGGAGAAAGUUUUCACAGUCGAACAAAAAGACGGAAAGGAUUAGCUCUCAGAGAAGGAGAAGAAGAAGCAAAAGUCUUUUGAUUGUGUAGUUUUUAUGGGAUUGAGACAGUUUACAGUUAGUAAUGUCUCUUUUUUGUUUUUGUUUUUGUUUUUUUUUUUGGAUUUUGCUGUUAAUGUCAAAAUGCUGCGACUAAUUUGUCUUUUAUGUUUCUAAGAAAAUUCUGUCUUUAAGCCACUCUAGUCUAUGUCAACUAGUUUCUUCUUCCUGGUA